CCCCCGACGCCUCCGGUCGACCUUGGUCUGCACCUCCCAGCGCACCCGGACGACGUCGACGGCCACGUGCUGCCCGAGGACCCCGAGGACCCCGAGGACCCGCACCCGCCCUCCACGAUGACCAGCAUCUCCGAAUUCCGCAAGAAGAAACUCCUCUACAUCUUCAACGUCUUCUUUGACGUGAACCGAAGCGGCACCAUCGAGAAGAAGGACUUCGAAAUCGCGGUGGAGCGCAUCUGCGAGGUGCGCAACUGGCCGUCCGGGACCCCGGAGGCGGACAGGACCAAGGACAUCCUGAUGAGCGUCUGGGAGGGCCUGCGCACGCGCGCCGACAGCAACCAGGACGGCCAGGUGUCGCACGAGGAGUGGAUCGCCAUGUGGGACGACUACGCCAAGAACGCCGAGCAGCCCGCGGACUGGCACCGCCGCUACAUGGAGUUCAUGUUCGACGUGGAGGACACGUCAGGAGACGGGAGCAUCGACGUGGAAGAGUUCACCCAGGUGUGCACGUGCUUCGGGGCCACCAAGGCCGAAUGCGAGCAGGCCUUCCAGCGCUUCUCCCAGAACAACUCGGUGCUGGUGACGAGGGACGUGUUCGCCGAGCUGUGGAAGGAGUACUUCGUGUCGGAGGACCCGAACGCGGGCGGCAACUGCAUCUUCGGGAAGCCCAACAUCAACUAGGCGGCUCCGGGCGGCAGCGGGCCGCACAGCCCUCGCCGCGCCGGGCCAGCCAGCACACUGCCAAAAGGCGUCGCCAUUCGAGGAGAAGCGCCACAACAGGACGGCGGGAGGACGCCACGCGAAGAGAAACUAUUUUUCACCAAGUUUAGAGUGUAUCGUCAAAUGACGACUCCCAUUUUUGCAGUGUGCUAGCGCCCGGUCACGGCGGAAGGGAGGAGGGGUGGAGAUCUUGGCAGCACUGUAAAGGUUGAUCGCUAUGAUUUGGAUGGUUAACAAAUUCCUCUUUAUUUUCCUUAAUGUAAUGUACUACGUUGUGAAUUGAGUAAAUGUGCGAAUAACAUGCCAUCUUCCGAAGGCAGCUCACAGUCAAGUUGCGCCACAGCUUUUCACCAACACCAUUUCGGCAAAAUGAAAAUGAAGGCUCUGCAAGCUCCACCCCGGUCUGUGCGUAGAUGACAUUCAUUCUUGUUCAUUGUUGUUGUGUUCGAGCGCGUCGUCGUCACGCGCCGCGCCUUCUCGAGUGUUCCUUCCAGAAGCAUCGUUACAGUGAGGAUAGGCCAGACGAUCACGGCGUUUUAAGUACGUUGGGCGUUACUGAGGUUUCGUUAGUUCAGCGCAGAAGGUGGCGCAGUUUCUCGAAGGAAUGAUGGAAAUAAGAAGAACUUUAUCCGUUUAACAAAGAUUUGUUUUCGGGCCAACAAAAAUCAUUACGUGAAGUGGACGUCAAUUGUGUGAACAGUGGUGCGUAAAUGCGUCACCUUCUUUUCAAAUCGAACUUACGUCUUUUAAAAUAUUUUAAAAUAGUGAUUAAAUUAAAACCAGCUGGAUCAAUAAAAAUACACAACUGAAAAGGAAAAAAGAACCAAUUUAUUUAGCCUUCAGAAAGCGCACGCAGAAAGGUUUCGCGUAGCUGAGAAAACAGACUGAAACCUCAAAGUAAAAUCUGAUGCUUGUUAAACGUUCAAAUGAAACGCUUCAAACCUUCAAAAGAAUCAGUAUUUGUUAGAGUCCGUGUCAACCGAUUCCCAUACAUCAAGAGAAACUGUCCGAUUCAUUCACUCCCUGUAUGACAAAAAAGAAUGCUCGAGGUAGCAUAGAACAUAACUCAACUAGCUAAUCUAUUUCUCUUUCCACUUCGAUGUUUCAAAGAUCCUGUAUUCUUCUCGUUAGUCUUCUACUUCCAUAGCAAAAAAAUGUGUAGUGUAGCAAUAUGUACGUAUCUCAAGUCACAUUUCUGAACCUCAAUUAAAUCAUAUUUCGUAGCGGUUAGUUGAGUUCACAAUUUUUAUCCAAGAGAGUAUAUAUCUACGUAAUUAAUGUGAACCCUUCAGAUGUAUGAUGUUUGUUCUGCUGCGUGCUGGAGACCACCUGGAACAAAAUACAGGACAGACAAAAA
Thrips palmi is the source of this 2077-nucleotide messenger RNA. It is a transcript of the gene Scp2, whose product is annotated as calexcitin-2. The transcript is spliced from 7 exons. The coding region runs from base 118 to 681 and encodes 187 amino acids. Lineage: Eukaryota; Metazoa; Arthropoda; Insecta; Thysanoptera; Thripidae. Gene Ontology annotation, molecular function: calcium ion binding. The record is from RefSeq and is a predicted model, not a curated record.